AUGGGUGGCCAUCUCGACCCCAAGCAUGGCGUGUUUCUGGGUGGAUGGGGUAAUUUGGGCGUUGCUACCCCAAUGAAGGGUAUCACCACUUACUCCCUCUCCCAGAACCGCCAACGACCAACGGCCGGCAUGCUCUACAAUGCCUUCUUCAACACCUACAGACGGUCCAGGGCGCAAAUCCUCUACGUGCUUCCUCCAUUCAUUGCUGCCUACGCCUUGAUGGACUGGGCUACCAAGAAGAACGAGUAUCUCAUGUCUAAGCCUGGCCGUCUUGCCACUGCUGGCGAUGAGGAGUAG
Molecule: messenger RNA, 297 nt
Organism: Microsporum canis CBS 113480
Lineage: Eukaryota; Fungi; Ascomycota; Eurotiomycetes; Onygenales; Arthrodermataceae
Product: ubiquinol-cytochrome c reductase complex ubiquinone-binding protein
Exons: 4
Coding region: 1-297 (98 amino acids)
Biological process (GO): mitochondrial electron transport, ubiquinol to cytochrome c
Source: RefSeq, a predicted model, not a curated record